Owenia fusiformis is the source of this 1573-nucleotide messenger RNA. Lineage: Eukaryota; Metazoa; Annelida; Polychaeta; Sabellida; Oweniidae. The record is from the annotation of a GenBank genome assembly.
AACUCUGAGCGUAAUCUGGUAGCUUGAAAACAAAUGAAAAUGCGAAAUAUUUUCUGAAUGUGUAGUAUUUUGCUUAUUAUUUCUCUGAAUACAUCAAAGGAAUAGAAAAUGUACGUAGAAAAUGUAAUUUAAGGGCUAGGUAAUAGAUUGAAACCAGAAAUGACUGCAAGGGGUGUCUUGGGGCUACGAUUUAACCAGGAACACGGUUGUUUCACAUCAGCUACAGAGACAGGUUUCAGAGUAUACAAUGUGGAGCCUCUUUCUGAGAAAAUGAGAGCAGGCUUAGAUGCGGUUGGUAGUGUGCGCCACAUUGAGAUGUUACACAGGACCAACCUACUGGCAGUUAUUGCGGGAGGGGGGCUGCCUAAGUUUGCAGAAAAUACAGUACUUGUAUGGGAUGAUAGCCAAAAAGAAGCUGAGAAGAAGUGUGUUCUUGAGUUUACAUUUGCUCAACCAGUUAUGUCUGUACGCAUGAGGAGAGACAGGUUGAUUGUUGUUCUGAGGAAUCAGGUCCAUGUGUUUAAAUUCCCCAAUGAUAGUAAACGUUUGCUCUCCUUUGAUACCAGAGACAAUCCUAAAGGCUUGUGUGAAGUGAGUUCUAAUAUGGAGAACCAGAUUUUAGUCUUCCCUGGCUAUAAGUGUGGAAGUCUCCAGAUAGUGGAUCUAGCUACUACUGAGCCAGAAUCCUCAACAGCACCAGUUACUAUAAAUGCUCACCAGAGCGAGCUAGCGUGCAUAGCCAUCAACCAACAAGGAUCUCUUGUUGCCACAGCUUCUAAAAAAGGGACACUUAUUCGAGUGUUUGAUACAUCAACAAGGCGACAGUUGGUGGAGCUGCGGAGGGGAGCAGACCCAGCCACUCUUUACUGUAUGAACUUCAGCCAUGAUUCCUCAUAUCUGUGUGUAUCCAGUGAUAAAGGAACAGUUCACAUAUUUGCAGUCAAAGAUACCCAGCUCAAUAAAAGAUCAACCUUUAAGAAGAUGGGAUUUCUUGGUCAGUAUGUGGAGUCACAAUGGGGUCUGGCCAGUUUUACAGUGGCGGCAGAAUGUGCUUGCAUAUGUGCCUUCGGUCCAGUCACUCCUGCAGGCAGUUCUGUAAUAGCUAUUUGUGUUGAUGGAACGUUUCACAAGUACGUCUUUACACCUGAUGGAAACUGCAACAGAGAAGCAUUCGAUGUCUACUUGGAACUAGGAGAUGAUAUGGACUUUUAAAUGAAAUGCAAUGACUUUUCAUGCUUUUGAUUAAAUCUUAAGGAUCUGUAUUUGCUAGAAUAUGUAUUUCACUGUGGUGAAGCAGUUGCGUCGACUAUUGCUACUGUAAAAUUCACAAUAUUUUACAAGAUGACAGAAAGUUUGGUAUUUUUACAAAAAAAACAGCUCACAGGAAUUCAAUAGGCUAUUUAUUACUUAUUACCAAUUAUCCUAAUGGCAAAGCCAGAGACCAAAAUGUAACACUUUUUGGCUCACACGGUGAGCCUAUGGGAUCGACCAGGCGUCCGUCCGUCCGUCCGUCCGUCCGUCCGUCCGUCCUUCCAUUUGUUGCCAUCACGGGAAACUUAGUGAAUGUUAAGGU